Molecule: messenger RNA, 1931 nt
Organism: Oryza brachyantha (malo sina)
Lineage: Eukaryota; Viridiplantae; Streptophyta; Magnoliopsida; Poales; Poaceae
Product: probable serine/threonine-protein kinase PBL23
Exons: 2
Coding region: 353-1624 (423 amino acids)
Biological process (GO): protein phosphorylation
Molecular function (GO): ATP binding; protein kinase activity
Source: RefSeq, a predicted model, not a curated record
AACUAAUUGGUGGCAGCGAGCGCGUUAUUAAGCAAUCGGGAAUCUCCUUGCCAUUCGCGCGCGCGCGCCUCGCUCGCCGGCAGUUUGUACUUUCUGCGGUACAAGCUCGCCGUCCGGCGAUCAUUUUAUGUAUCAUCCAUCACCAUCACCUCACCUGGUUAGCUAGGCCUCCAUUAUCUGAUUGGAUCGAUUGAACGUACUGCAAUUCGAUCCCCUCCCCUCCCCUCCCAUCGAUUCUUCCUUCCUUGCUGUGCGCGGAGGGAGGCCGGCCAGGAACAGGCCGGAAGAUAUAUAGCAUAGCAAUCACCCCCCCCCCCCCCCCCCCACCCCCAAAAAAAAAAACACAAAAAAAAUGGGCAUCUUCUGCUGCUUCCAGUCGGACGACAGAGGCGGGGACGUCGGCCCAGCACCGGCCGUAGCGCCUUCCUCCAGCAGCAGCAACAAGGAGAAGAGUAGUAAUGCUAAUGCAGCAGGAGCAGGUGCGUCGACGUCGGAGCGGAGCCACGGCGGCGGGAGCAGCAGGUCCAACAACAACAACCUCGUGGACCUCGUCAACGAGAUCGUGGCAGAGUCAGUCACUUACCGGCACAAGCGCGUGGCCGACGAGAUCCUCAAGAUCGGCAAGGGCAAGGUGACGGCUCGGGCCUUCAGCUACGCCGAGUUGUCGGAGGCCACCGGCGGAUUCCGGCCGGAGUCGCUGCUGGGCGAGGGCGGCUUCGGGCCGGUGUACAGGGGGCGUCUCAAGGGGAAGGGAGGCAGCGUGACGGAGGCGGCGGUGAAGCAGCUGGACCGGAACGGCAUGCAGGGCACCCGCGAGUUCCUGGUGGAGGUGCUUAUGCUCAGCCUUCUGGAGCACCCCAACCUGGUGACGCUGCUCGGCUACUGCACCGACGCCGACCACCGCAUCCUCGUCUACGAGUACAUGCCGCGCGGCUCCCUCGAGGACCACCUGCUGGACCUCCCGCCGGGCUCCGCCUCCCUGGACUGGACCACGCGGAUGCGCGUCGCCCAGGGCGCCGCCCGUGGCCUCGAGCACCUGCACGACGCGGCGCGUCCCCCGGUGAUCUACCGCGACUUCAAGGCCUCCAACAUCCUGCUGGACCGCUCCUUCCAGGCUCGCCUCUCUGACUUCGGCCUCGCCAAGGUCGGCCCCGUCGGCGACAAGACCCACGUGUCCACCCGCGUCAUGGGCACCUACGGCUACUGCGCCCCGGAGUACGCGCUCACCGGCAAGCUCACCACCUGCUCCGAUGUCUACAGCUUCGGCGUGGUGUUCUUGGAGAUCAUCACCGGCCGCCGUGCCAUCGACAUGGGGCGGCCGGCGGACGAGCAGAACCUGGUCCAGUGGGCCGCCCCGCGGUUCAAGGACAAGAAGCGGUUCGCUGAGAUGGCCGACCCGCUGCUCCGCGGCGCCUACCCAACCAAGGGCCUCUACCAGGCGUUGGCCAUCGCGGCCAUGUGCCUCCAGGAGGACGCCACCAUGCGUCCCGCCAUCAGCGACGUGGUCACGGCGCUCGAGUACCUCACCGUGGCCGGUGCCUCCUCCGAGGGGGCCCCUCGUCCCCAGAAGCUGCUGCAGCAGCCACAGGAGGAUGACGACGACGACGACGACGACCGUCCUUAAUACUCCUAUACUCCUAUAUCAUGUAUUGAUUGAUCCCAUGCUUGUAUUAAUUAAUUGUUGUAUAUAUACUACUAGUUACUCGAUCCUACUAGUUAAUUAAUACGCACCAACCUACGUACUAUCGGUUAAUUGUCCUUGCUGCAUGCUAUCAUCCUUCCUUCCUUAGCUAAUACUCGAUCUCUCUCUCGGUUUUCAUAGUACGUACGUGAUGGAUGUUUCUUAAUUAUCCUAUUUAGAUUUCAGUAGAUACGACCAUCUUCUUGUAACGUGAAACAGAUGUAAUACUCCCUCCAUAAUUUUAUAUAUA